AUGAGUAUCACACAACAAAGUGACGAAAUAACAAAUGUGUGUAUAGAGGAGUUAGUGCAACGUGAAAAUGUAUCGCCCCAAUUUAAACAGCUCGUGGAAGAUUAUUACAAAACGCAUCAUGGCACAACAGAGAAAGUGGUUAAUGUGGCAAUUCCAGAAGAUUUGCUCAAUCAAAUGUUGACUGAAUAUGCGACGAGAAUUGAUUUGAUGCAAUUGAAAGAGGGGCAAUGCUAUUUGCCUUUUUUACAGGGCUUAACGGGAUUCAAACAGUACAAGUUACUUGGGGAAUUCGAUGGAAAGACCCUUGCAACACCAAAUAAGGUAUUUGAUUUAAUUGAAAGCCAGAAAGAUAUCAUGUUCAUCAUUACAUCGACAGACAAAGAUAUAUUUGGCUCGUUUCACCACAUUUUGCCCGUUAUACAAGGAAACUAUGUGGUGGGUGAUGAACAGAUGAAAGUGUUCUCUUUGCUUAAUCCGGAAAAGACACCGCCCAUUUACUUUAAGGCCAGAAAGGAUAACAACCAUUUGCUAUUUUUCCCACGACCUAACCAAAAGGAUACGGUUUUAUUCUUCAUAAUGAAUUGUUUUGAAAUCAGAAUGAAAAAAUCAAAUCUCGAAACAUUUGAAAUUAGAGGAACAAAGUUGAGCGACGCUUUUGAGACGGAAAUGGACUCUUUUAAUUUCGCCAAUUCACCUUUCGACGUUAUGUAUCUCAGAAUUUACCAGUGGUACUAA
This is a messenger RNA of Entamoeba invadens IP1, 735 nucleotides long. RefSeq lists its product as hypothetical. The record is from RefSeq and is a predicted model, not a curated record. The coding region runs from base 1 to 735 and encodes 244 amino acids. The transcript has a single exon. Lineage: Eukaryota; Evosea; Mastigamoebida; Endamoebidae.